AUGCCUCUGCCCGGCUGGCUCCUGCCUGUCCUGGUCCUGCUCGUGGCUGGGCCCCUAGGCUGGACCGGGGUCCCCAGCAACUGCAGGGCCCCCCGCGAGGCCACAUGCAACUUCGUGUGUGACUGCCCAGGCUGCUCCGACGAGACCCGCUGUGGUUACCACGGAGCCUCGCCUGCUCUGGACGCCCCCUUCGCCUGCAACUUCGAGCGGGACCCGUGCGGCUGGCAGGACAUCAGCACCUCGGGCUACAGCUGGCUCCGAGACAGGGCAGGAGCCUCCCUGGAGGUUCUGGGACCUCGCUCAGACCACACGCUCGGCACGGACCUUGGCUGGUACAUGGCUGUCGGCACCCAUCGUGGCAGAGAGACCUCCACAGCCGUCCUGCGCUCCCCUGUCCUGCGCAAUACAGCCCCCACCUGUGAGCUGAGGCUCUGGUUCAACGCGGCCUCUGGAGAUGUGGCUGAACUGCGGCUAGAGCUGACCCACAGGGCCGAGACCUUGACCCUGUGGCAGAGCUCCGGGCCCUGGGGCCCAGGCUGGCAGGAGCUGGUGGUGGCCACUGGCCGUAUCCAGGACGACUUCCAGGUGACCUUCUCUGCCACUCGAAAUGUGACCCACAGGGGUACCGUGGCCUUGGACGAUGUUGUCUUCAGGGGCUGUGGGCUGCCCACCCCCCAGGCACAAUGCCCUCUGGGGCAUCACCAUUGUGGAAACAUGGCCUGUGUGGAGUCCCACCAGUUAUGCGACGGAGAGGACAACUGUGGGGACGGCUCAGACGAGGACACGCCCGCCUGCCGCCACCACACCACCACCGACUUUGAGACGGGCCUGGGCCCAUGGAACCACUCAGAGGGCUGGGCCCGGAACCACAGUGCCGGCGCCGAGCAUCCAGCCUGGCCACGCCGGGACCACAGCCGGAACAGCAUACAGGGCUCCUUCUUGGUCUCCGUGGCCGAGCCCAGUGCCCCCGCCGUCCUCUCCAGCCCCGAGUUCCAAGCAUCGGGGGCCCACAACUGCUCGCUCAUCUUCUAUCACUACCUGCACGGGUCCGUGGACGGCUCCCUGCAACUGUUCCUGCAGACCCGGAGCCCGGGCCCCCCCCAGGUCCCCGUCCUGCUGCGCAGGCGCCGUGGGGAGCUGGGGGCCGCCUGGGUCCGAGACCGGGUGGACAUCCAGAGCCAGCACCCCUUCCGGAUACUGCUCACUGGGCACACCGGCCCAGGUGGCGUUGUGAGCCUGGAUGACCUCAUCCUGUCGGACCACUGCCAGCCAGUCCCAGACAUGUCCACCCCGCCCCCUGGGCUCUGGGCCCCGGCCCCUGGGCCCCAGCUGUCCAGCCUGCCGCCCCAGGACUUCUGCGAGCCAGGACAUCUUCCAUGUGGGGACCUGUGUGUCCCCCCAGAGCAGCUCUGCGACUUCCAGCACCAGUGCGAGGGGGGCGAGGACGAGCAGGAAUGCGGCACCACGGACUUCGAGCCCCCCGAGGCCGGGGGCUGGGAGGACGCCAGUGUGGGACGGCUGCAGUGGGGGCGUCUCCAGGCCCAAGAGAGUGGAGGCCCUGGCGCAGAUGGCGGCAGGGCUGCUGCGGGGCAUUUCCUGUCCUUGCAGAAGGCCUGGGGACAGCUGACACCAGAGGCCCGGGUCCUCACACCUCCCUUGGGCCCCUCGGGCCCCCGCUGUAAGCUCCGCGUGGCUUACUAUUUCCACAGUGACCCCCGAGAGGUCUCCUGUAACUUUGAGCGGGACACUUGCGGCUGGCACUCCGGCCACCUCACAGAUGCCCACUGGCGCCGAAUCCAGAGCCGUGGGCCUGGGUACGACCACACCACGGGCCAAGGCUACUUCUUGCUCCUGGAUCCCACGGACCCCCCGGCCCGGGGCCCCGGGGCCCACCUGCUCACCCAGCCCCAGGCCCCAGCAGCCACCCAGGAGUGUCUCUCCUUCUGGUACCACCUCCACGGGCCCCAGAUCGGGACGCUGCGCCUGGCAGUGAAGCGGGAAGGAGAGGCAGAAACCCUCCUGUGGUCGCGGAGCGGCACCCACGGCAACUGCUGGCACGAGGCCUGGGCCACCCUGCACCACCAGGCGGGCUCCGGCGCCAAGUACCAACUGCUGUUCCAGGGCCUCCGAGACGGCUACCACGGGACCAUGGCACUGGACGACGUGGCCAUGCGGCCUGGGCCCUGCUGGGCCUCCAGGCGGUGCUCCUUUGAGGACUCGGACUGUGGCUUCUCCAGCAGCGGCCAAGGCCUCUGGACACGACAGACCAAUGCCACGGGCCAUGCCUCCUGGGGCCCCCGCACCGACCACACCACAGAGACGGCUCAGGGACACUACAUGGUGGUGGACACGAGCCCACACGCCCUGCCCCGUGGCCAUGUGGCCUCCCUGACCUCAGAGGAGCACCGGCCUCUGACCCAGCCCGCCUGCCUGACCUUCUGGUACCACCUGAGCCUCAGAAGCCCAGGCACCCUGCAGGUCCACGUGGAGGAGGCCGGGAGGCAGCAGGUGCUCAGCCUCAGUGCCCACGGGGGCUUUGCCUGGCGCCUGGGAAGCGUGGACGUGCAGGCUGAGAGGGCCUGGAGGGUGGUAUUUGAGGCGGUCGCUGCUGGUGUGGAGCGGUCCUACAUCGCACUAGACGACCUGCUGCUCCAGGAUGGGCCCUGCCCCCGGCCAGCUUCCUGUGACUUCGAGGUCGGCCUGUGUGGCUGGAGCCAUCUGCCCUGGCCUAGCCUGGGAGGGUUUAGCUGGGACUGGAGCAGUGGGGCCACGCCCUCCCGGUACCCCCAGCCCCCCGUGGACCACACUCUGGGCACAGAAACAGGCCACUUUGUUCUCUUUGAAACCGGUGUGCUGGGCCCAGGGGGCCGGGCGGCCUGGCUACGCAGCCAGCCUCUGCCUGCCACCGAGUCCUCCUGCCUCCGAUUCUGGUACCACAUGGGUUUUCCGGAGCACUUCUACAAGGGGGAGCUGAGGGUGAUCCUGAACAGCGAGCGGGGCCAGCUGACCGUGUGGAGUGCCGGCGCACACCGGCGGCACCAGUGGCUGGAAGGCCACGUGGAGGUGGUCAGUGCCGAGGAGUUCCAGAUCGUGUUUGAAGCCACACUAAGCGGCCAGCCGGCCCUUGGGCCCAUCGCGCUGGACGACGUGGAGUAUCUGGCUGGGCAGCCCUGCCAGCGGCCCACAUCUAGCCAAGGGGACACAGCACUGGCCGCGUCGGUGCCAACCAUCAUUGGCAGCGCCCUCCUCGUGCUCAUCGUCCUGGUGCUGACUGGACUUGGGGGAUGGCGCUGGUUGCAGAAAAAGGGGAGCUGCCCCUCCCAGGCCGAGACAGCAGCCGUGGCCCCGGGCUUCGACAACAUCGUCUUCAAUGCGGAUCAUGUCACCCUGCCGGCUUCGCUCACCGACCCCUAGUAGAUGGCCCAGAGACUGGCUCCCCAGACAAGCACACCCACUCCGACCGCAGCCCUGUCCAGGGAAUAACACCUGCCUCUCCCCCAGGAUCCCUGGAGCCCCCAGGCUGUCACCCUGCACAGAGACUGCCACCCACAUGCCUGGGGACUGUCCUCACCCCAACAAUAAAUGCCCUCGCCUGUGAGGGCAGCCCCCACUUACUGGCUGAGGUCCGUGCCUCCUGCUGUGUCAGCAGCAAAGAGGGCUCCCAGGGCUCCGCAGCUGAAAGGAUGUGCCUGGGGGUGCCUCCCACACAUCUCAGGGACUCGGUGACCACACCCGACAGGACCCAGGGCAAGAGGCACAGAGACAGACACAGUACACCCUGAUAAGCCCCUGCCCCAGGCCCGGCAGGCACCUCAACACUCAGGUGGCCCGGCCCAGCCCAUGGGAUC
Messenger RNA from Enhydra lutris kenyoni (northern sea otter), 3848 nucleotides. Its product is annotated as MAM domain containing 4. NCBI's taxonomy places the organism in Eukaryota, Metazoa, Chordata, Mammalia, Carnivora, Mustelidae. Gene Ontology annotation, cellular component: membrane. The record is from RefSeq and is a predicted model, not a curated record. Gene Ontology annotation, molecular function: protein binding.